AUGAUUGACGUGAUUGACCACGACAACUUCGGCUAUGACACUCAGGCAGGGGACGCCAUGCGAGGGGCAUUUGACUGGGAAAUGUACUACAAACGGAUACCCAUCCCUCCGGAGAUGCAGGGGGAUGACCCCAGUGAACCCUUUGAGUCACCGGUGAUGGCAGGUGGACUGUUUGCUGUGGACAGGAAGUGGUUCUGGGAGCUGGGAGGAUAUGACACUGGUCUGGAGAUUUGGGGAGGAGAACAAUAUGAGAUCUCAUUCAAGGUGUGGAUGUGUGGUGGUCGGAUGGAGGACAUCCCUUGCUCCAGGGUAGGACACAUCUAUAGGAAGUAUGUCCCCUACAAGGUCCCUGGUGGGAUUAGCUUGGCAAAGAACCUAAAACGUGUGGCAGAGGUGUGGAUGGACGAAUACGCCGAAUACGUGUACCAGCGUCGGCCUGAGUACCGCCACCUGUCAGCAGGAGACAUGACAGCCCAGAAGGAGCUGAGAAACCGCCUCAACUGCAAGAGCUUCAAAUGGUUCAUGAGCGAGGUGGCCUGGGAUCUACCCAAACACUACCCACCAGUGGAGCCUCCUGCUGCAGCGUGGGGAGAGAUACGCAACAUGGGUAGCGGGAUGUGUAUGGAGAUCAAACACUUUGUGUCAGGGAGCCCCAUCCGCCUGGAGAGCUGUGUGAAAGGCCGGGGGGAGGUGGCCUGGAGUCAUGGCCAGGUGUUGACAUUUGGUUGGAGAGAGGAUAUUCGGGUGGGUGACCCCAUGCACACAAGGAAGGUCUGCUUUGAUGCUGUCUCCCACAAUAGCCUGGUCACCCUGUAUGACUGUCACGGCAUGAAGGGGAACCAGCUGUGGCGCUACAGAAAGGAUAAGAGUCUGUAUCACCCCGUCAGUAACAGCUGUAUCGACAGCAGCCCGAGUGAGCGGCGAGUCUUCAUGAACAUGUGCGACCCCUCCUCUCUUAGCCAGCAGUGGCUGUUUGAGAGAACCAAUGCCACUGUGCUGGACCACUUCAACCAUGGCUCCAAUUGA
Morone saxatilis (striped sea-bass) is the source of this 1026-nucleotide messenger RNA. RefSeq names its product polypeptide N-acetylgalactosaminyltransferase 10-like. The coding region runs from base 1 to 1026 and encodes 341 amino acids. Gene Ontology annotation, cellular component: Golgi apparatus. The record is from RefSeq and is a predicted model, not a curated record. Lineage: Eukaryota; Metazoa; Chordata; Actinopteri; Moronidae. The transcript is spliced from 7 exons.